CUGUGUGUAUAAAUACAGGGGCGACAGAGUGCAUGCGUCAGAGAGAAACUCUCUAUCGGCACCAGAGGAGCUCCUCGUAGACAGUCAGGCGACCACAUCAAGCGGUUGAGGUCGAAAAACGACGCAAUUUCAGUUGUAGCCCGCUCUUUUGUUUUAUGGAUCCAGAGGACGAUUGUCAUCCAUCGUCCAGCAGGAGGUCCGUCGGCGCCUCCAGCAACUCUUCGCAGCUGCCCAAAGCAGUCGGCUCGAGCAAGACGGCGCCCGCGGAGAAUGCAGCGCCCACGAGCAGCGCCAUCAUCAUGGCCUCUCCGGAGGAUUACGUGCCCUCCGUCGGCAGGUGGGGCUGCGAAUGGCCAAGUUGACUCGCAACGCCCCACUCGGACGCGCCUCAUGCUAAGGGCCUAGACUGGCCCCCGGACAGACCCCUGCCACUGCCUCAGUGGUCAAAGUAUGCGCCGUUGGCUUUCUGCGUCACCACGAUGGAGGCCUACGAAGACGUGGCCUCCAAGGUCGAGCUGCAGGUGCAGAACUUGCUGAAGAAGCACAACUACAACACUGUCGGCAAUUUCGUAAGGUUUUACAUGGGAUUCGAAUCUAGCGGAUUCACUCAGCUGGACCAGUUCUUCCGGGAGUACUCGCCACCAAUUACUCCGGAUCACCACACGUGUGUUGGACUCGGCUUGGAGCUGCUUAAUAAACUGUGGUGCCUUGAAUCCUCGUAUGCUGGUCUUGCAUCAAAAUUCUACGUCGUAUCAUGCGAAGAGGCGAUCGAGAACGUCACACGGUACACAGGUAAUGGACCUCCUCCUGUCCAGCUGGCAGAAAAAGAGCACAUUUUGCUGGCAAUGAAGAUCCAGAUCGACAACAGGACUGGAUUUCUGGUUCUGGACCCAGGCUAUCACGUUGCAAGAGCAGUCACUAUUAUGGCGGAUAAGAAGUAUCCUCACACAGGUUGGUUCACCCAGAAGAAUGAUGAGGCUGGAGUAAAAGAAUACAACUACGAGUUAGAUCCUACGGGUCGAUACCUCAUUUGGAAAAUUCACGAGACAAACCACCGUGGAGAAAACAACGACUAUGAAAGCCUCAUUUACGUUGAACAGCCCUUCCUGUGUGCAGUCCAGUGCACUGAGAGACGCAACUUGGUCUACAACUUCAAGAGUCUUCUCGCCAGAGACACCAAAGGCCAAGUCAUUGCCGGCCUCUACUUUGACCUCACGCAGAGUGAUAAGGUCACGAUUUUCUGCAAGGAUGACGAAGGAAGUAAGCUGAGGAAGAAACUCAACUUCUCCGUGUUCUCUGGAAAAGCCUUACCCGCGGAAAUUGAAGAGUUGGUUGAGGAUUGUGGCAGUCAAUUGGGCAUGCUGGAAGGUGACCUCUGUAAUCUGCUUAUCACCUUGGCAACAAUCGUAGAGAACAAGCAGUUUGUUCAGCAGACACUCGCCAUCAACGAUAUCGUCAACAACAUUGCUGCCGAAAACUAAAAAAAGAAAGAGCAUUAUGCAAGCGUUUUGUUUCAACAUUUUUCAACAUAGUUUCUUUUACGCGUUGAUUACCACGUGCAUUUGUAAUAUUUACGAAUAACAUUCUUUUGAUAUAGUAUCAUUUCUUUUGUUUCUUAGAAAUUCACUGCUCUUGGUUAAAUUGUCUAUCAUCGGGUGCAAUAAAAAAUUGAGUUGGAAAAUAAACCAAAAA
Cloeon dipterum is the source of this 1692-nucleotide messenger RNA. RefSeq lists its product as uncharacterized. Bases 480 to 1481 code for a protein of 333 amino acids. NCBI's taxonomy places the organism in Eukaryota, Metazoa, Arthropoda, Insecta, Ephemeroptera, Baetidae. The transcript has 6 exons. The record is from RefSeq and is a predicted model, not a curated record.